AAGUAUUAACUAACAUCAUUUUUAUUCUAUUUAGGCAUGGAACGAGUCCAACGUUUUGAAAAGAAUAGUUUCCUCAAUGAAUCUCAAAUCGGUUAUGAAUUUUUCACAAAAUUAUGUGACAGAGAAAGUAAAGCCGAUAGAAUACACGUCAAAUCUCACAGUUGUCACAGCGUAUUGGAAUCUUGGGACAUUUCAAAAAGGUUCAACGGGCAAACUGCAUUUCUCGACGAACACCUACUUUUCUUGGGCCACCUCCUUUAAAUAUCUUGUCAAUCCACUGGUGGUGUACACGGACUCCAAAGAAUUCAAAGAGUUAAUGGAAAAAUUAAGAGCUGAUCGUAUGAAUACUACAGCAAUAUAUUUAGUAAAUCGUACAGAGAUAUGGCCUUUUCAACUUGUAGACCAAAUAAAAGCUGUCUAUAGCCAACCUGGUUAUCCGAAACACUAUCCCAAUACAGUGAAUCCAGGAUAUGCCGCGGCCCAACAUGCCAAAUAUGCCGUAGUUGCCAAAGCAGUGCAAAAACAAAUAUUCCGUGCUCCUUAUUACGUUUGGCUGGAUAUAGGAUAUUUUAGAGACAUUUCAAAUAGAAAAGUGUUUUUUGAAUUGAACAUUCCACCGGGUUUUGACCCCAAGAAAUUAGCUGUAAACCGGGUCAAUGACCUUUCAAUGAAUAUAGACCCUUUUAGUAUAUUUAGACACAAUAUUGUUUGGGUCGGGGGCGGUAUGUUUGUCGGAAGUGAAAAACUAAUUCUAGACUUUGAAAAAUUAUACCAUAAAGCAGUGUUGUACUUUCUUGACCAAAAAUUAAUGAAUUCUGACCAGCAAGUGUUGUAUUCUAUGUACAGUAAAAAAGGCAGGGAAGCUUUGAAGCCUAAUAUAGAACUUCAGUUGUACAUUCCAAAAGGAUCAGGAAAUCCAUGGUUUUAUUUAGGAUAUCUAUGUCUCAAAGAUGUUGUAAGACAAAACUCAUGAGAGAGAGAGAGAGAGAGAAUUUGUUUUAUAAAGUGCUGUAUGGACCAAAACCCUUUCAGUAUUAUUAGGUUUUCUUUGUUGUUCAAAAUUAUGAUAUGUAUUUUUUAUAUAUGUAGAACCAAACAGAAUGCUCAAUUCAUGAACAAACAUAACAAUAAAUCCUUUGUUAUUUA
Molecule: messenger RNA, 1146 nt
Organism: Saccostrea cuccullata (small rock oyster)
Lineage: Eukaryota; Metazoa; Mollusca; Bivalvia; Ostreida; Ostreidae
Exons: 1
Coding region: 77-973 (298 amino acids)
Source: RefSeq, a predicted model, not a curated record